Messenger RNA from Plodia interpunctella (Indianmeal moth), 2125 nucleotides. Its product is annotated as cyclic GMP-AMP synthase-like receptor. The record is from RefSeq and is a predicted model, not a curated record. NCBI's taxonomy places the organism in Eukaryota, Metazoa, Arthropoda, Insecta, Lepidoptera, Pyralidae. The transcript is spliced from 4 exons. Gene Ontology annotation, biological process: transcription by RNA polymerase III. Bases 162 to 647 code for a protein of 161 amino acids. Gene Ontology annotation, cellular component: transcription factor TFIIIC complex.
CGAUGGAGCCCCAUAAAGAAUAGAAUCUUUGGUCAUUGUGGAGCCCUAACACAAAAAAAAAAGAAUAUCACUGGGUUAGGUUGGGUUUGUUAUUUAUGGUUAUUGUUUUGGUUUUGUUAAGUACCAAGUCUUCUUCUCUUAUAUAAAGUCAUCAUUAUACAAUGAAUGAGAAUGCUUCUGAUGCUGAAGAGGAAAUAAUUAUAUAUGCGUCUUUUGAUCAUAAUAUUGAUAUAGAUCAAUAUAGAAGUAUACAUGUUUUGGGCAUAAAUGAAAACAAUCCAAUUAUUCAAAUGGAUAACACAUUCUUUACGGGAAAAUUUGAAAAUGCUGUUGGAACUUACAUGUUUUUUGAGGAAGAUCUUUGCCCACAAACUGAAGAUCCUUUAUUAGACAGAUUGCCAGAGAAAAACUUAAAAUAUGUGUCUAAAACAAGAAAACUACUUGAAAUGAAACAAGCAUAUGUAACUGCUAAAGAAGCACAAGAAAUUCAAAGUCAAUCGUCAGAUAAGGAAAGUGAUAUUGAAACCAUUAGUUUUAGUAACAUAGAAGAUGUACGGGCAAAAUUCAAAGAUGAAUUUAAGCUUCCAGAAGUCCAAGAUUAUAAACCAGCUGUAGCAGAUUCUGGAAUAGAUCCUAAAAGUGAUUAAUUCCAUCAGGAGUAAAAAGGAAGAUGAAAACAUCUAAACGUAACGUUACCUUAGAAGAGGUGUUUCUUCAAAUAAACCAUGAUUACGUUAAAAUCGAUAAGAAAGAAGCAAAAUAUAAUAAUGUUGUUCUACGAUUUGUACUUGAUGAAAUAUUGAAUAAGAUGCGAGAAUGUGAUUCGUUAUUUGAUAGUAUGAAACCGAAGCUAGAUUAUUUAGGCAGCUAUUACGACGGAUUGCGAGUGGGUCAUCCGACCGAAUUCGAUAUUAAUGUAAUCUUAAAACUUCCAAUCAACUACAAGAAAAUUAAAUUGGAUUGCACAAAUACUGAAUAUGACUACACAAACGUAAUAAUGCCAUCUGAAUUUCGGAGGUUGUGCAAAUCUACGACGACAGCAAGAAAAGGAUUUACGAAGACCGAACUCUGGUGCGAUAACACUCAUCGAUUAUCUGUUAAGAAAUUUAGAUCUUGGAUGCAAAGUGUUGUCGAUUCAGCUUUAAAUAAACUACCGAUGUCAAACGGACGACACGUACUUAUAGUUAAAAAUAUUUGUUACAAGUUAUCUGCCAAACUAUCUGGCCCAGCGAACACGAUUACAAUACAUAAAACUACAAAUAAUAUCGAUGUUGAUUUGGUUCCCACUUUCGCAUUUGAUUUGCCAAAAAAGCCCAUUAGUUCCGCCGUUGACUUUUUCAGAGAGGAGUUUAAAAAUAACAGUCGAUAUUUUAUUGUUCCAAAACCAACAAAAGACGAAUAUCUUUGGAGAUUGACAUUUCCAUUUCAGGAAAGGGCAUGCAUGAGGAGCAAGAACAAUUUCAAAAGCGCUGUAAAACUUAUAAAACUUUUACGCGAUACACAAAGAUUUGAUGCAUUGGCUAGUUACUAUAUAAAGACAUUAUUUUUAUGGGAAACAAAAAAGCAAAAUGACAAGUUUUGGUCACAAUCAUUAUCGAGUUUGGUGGUUUAUAUGCUUACGUUGCUAAGAGAUCAUUUGGCCAAUAAAGAAAUUAAGAAUUAUUGGUGCUCAGAAAAUAAUCUUCUUGACAAGCUCAAAGAGGAAACCUGUAAAAAUUGGGCCAAUAAACUGAGUUAUAUCAUAAAAGAUAUAGAACAAAAGAAGAACCAAAAUCCAUACUUCAUAUUGAAAUAUUUUACAAAUGGUGCCAAUCACACUCAUAGUCGAGAAGAUAAAAGAUAUUGAAGUGGCAUAUCGACAAAGCCAGCCCUUUACAAUUACAAUUACGCUUCACAGUCAGCUAAGCUCGUGGCGUUAGUGGAAGAGCUCAAAAGAAACUUCUUGUCUACCGAAAAAAUCAUAGAAGCAUAAUACAAAUGAAAUCAUUUGUAUUUGUAUAGCGUGAAGUUUCUAUAAGAAAAUGAUAAUAUAUAAUUAUGUAUUGUUUGUAUAUAUUGUUACGUAGCAAUAUAUUUGGAACAUGUUCAAACACCGUUUUGAUUAAAUACAGUAUGAUUACCCUCU